Molecule: messenger RNA, 5920 nt
Organism: Labrus bergylta (ballan wrasse)
Lineage: Eukaryota; Metazoa; Chordata; Actinopteri; Labriformes; Labridae
Gene: sona
Product: SON DNA and RNA binding protein a
Biological process (GO): regulation of mRNA splicing, via spliceosome; regulation of cell cycle
Molecular function (GO): RNA binding
Source: RefSeq, a predicted model, not a curated record
UGCCGGGAUGCCUUCCUCAAUCAUGGCGGAUCGGGUAGCAGGCUAACGUGAGCGGUUAGCAUAUUGAUCGACUGUUUCAUUUAACGCAUCGCAAAAAUUGCAGCCAUCUGGUAUUUUCCACACACAGCUGAAGCCGCUGGAGAGGAACUGGUGUUGAAUACCGGAGCAGCACACCAGUGACUUUAAGAGGGCCGUUACAAAAUCAGGGGCAUAAUGGAGUGUGCAGUGCAAAUUCUCUCAGGUGAGGAAGAGGCCCCUGAGAAAGAUGACAUGAAUGUGAAGGAAGGAAAUGAGACGCCUCAUAAGAAAAGCAAAAAACACAGAAAACACAAGAGCAAAAAGAAGAAGAAGAGGAAGAAAGGAGAGAAGGAAAGUAGUUCGGAAUCUGGUGCCGAGUCGGAUGUAGAGGCACAACCUCCACUGAAACCUGUCAGGACCACCAGAGCCAGUGCCAGACUGGCAGCAGCUACAGGACCUGGAGACAAUGCUGGGCUGAAGGAGGAUGGUAAAAGGGAUGUCAUUACAGAUCGUGGUGAAACAGAGGUAGAUGCAAAAUCCAAAAAACACAAAAGGCACGCUGCCAAAAAGAAGAAAAAGAAGAAGAAGAAGGAUGAAAAACAGGAAAAGAAAUCUCAGUCUCCUACCCCAUCUGAAAGCAGCUCGGCUUCAGGUUCUGACUCAGAAGGUGAAGGAGGUAAAGGGGCCGUUGAUGGAAAAUUCUCUUCAGCUGCAGUAACUGACCUCCAAGAGCCUGUGUCCAAACUGCUUCCAAAAAGCAAACGAGGGGAGGAGAAGGGGGUUCCAAUCCUCGUGCAGAAAUCUGAAUUGCUUGGAGUGAACCAAGAGGGGAUUGUAGAAAUGGAUGCAUCCCCCAUUGGAGGGAAGGGGGGUCACACCGGUCAAUUAGAAAAGGAUAUGAGGUUGCCCUCUGCAGGUCAGGAUGACACAAAACUUGCAACAACAGAUGGUUGCCAUGCUGAUGGUGCAUUCAGCCAUGCACAGGAACUCCCUGAUAUCAUCCCUAAACAAGAAGGUGCUACCCCAAGAGAUGACCCAGCCAUAAAAGAUCAGGCCAAUGUAGUUCAGAGGGAAAAGGUCAAGGAAUGUGAUCCCCAAAGGUCACAAUCUUCAUCCCCCUCAAGAGUUCUAGACAUUAAGAGGUCUAGCUCAUGUCAUAGUCGUUCACCAACACCUAGUCCCACUAGGCUGCAGUCUGCUACCCAAACAGCAGCAGGUAUUGAAGAACGUUCAAGAACCCAUUCCAGGUCAACCUCAAAGGGAAAGCUUUCAGCAACUCCUCUCAAGAAUCGGCAGCAGUCCCGCUCACUGUCCCGUUCCCAAUCCCCUAAAUCUAGGAGGAAGUCUCUCUCCCUGUCGCCCAAGUCUCCCAAGAGAGCCACCUGUCAAUCACGCUCCACGUCUCGAUCCCUCACCCCCAAGAAGAAGGUGUCAAAGCCUCUAAGGAAGUCCAAGUCUCCUAAAUGCCGUAGAAGCUCUUUGUCUGUUUCCCCAAAGCGACGCAGAAGUUCCCCAUCUCCUAAAAGAAAACUGUCACGAUCUCCUAAGCGUGGCGGGCGCAGGUCUCCCUCUCUAUCUCGGUCUCCAAGGAGAAGUCGAAGGUCAGAGUCACGUCCCCGUGGAGGCGCAAGGCGCUCCAGGUCCCGCUCAAUAAGACGAGGCGGUGCUGUUGGAAGGCGUUCACGGUCACGCUCUGACACUAGAAUUCGUCGUUCCCACUCAAGAACAAGGCGCCCUGCUCGACGUUCUAGGACACGGUCACCAGCAAGGCGUUCAGGAGGCAGGCGCUCCAGAAGUCGGUCCUUGUCUCGGCGUAGGAGGUCACCUCCCCCCAGAUCCAGACGCUCAGGCUCCAGGUCAUUCCGCAGGAGCAGACGGACUCGAUCACGUUCUGUCGUAGUCCUUAAACGAAACCGUCGCUCAAGGACCAGAACUCCUCGCAAACGGACCAAAUCCAGAACCCCUCCUUCGAGAAGACGGUCUAAAUCACCAGUAAGAAGGCGAUCUCGUUCUCCUGUCAGGAGAAAGCGUUCUCCACCAAGGUCUGGCAAGCGCUCCAAAUCCCGCUCAUUGUCUCGAAGGCACAAGUCAAAGUCACUUUCACCACUACCUAGAAAGAGGAGGUCCAAAUCUCCGAGGAAGAGUGGAAGAAGAUCAAAGUCUAAAUCCGUUUCUGCAGGCGUGCACAGAUCUAAAUCCAGGUCCGACUCAAGUGAUAGGCAGUCUGACAGCUCUUCUCCAGCCAGAUCUACAUCUUCCUCUCCUGUUAAAGAGAAUAAGCUCCCCUCUCCAAUGGUAGACCAAACAGUUGGCGUGAAGGCAGCCGGAGAAACUGGGGGAUUUUCAACAGGUGCGUGGAAACCCGUGUCCUCAGCAGCUUUCUCCAGCCCCCAGGCUGAGAGCACUUUGGAAAAGUUGCAGCCUCAGACGCUCUCUCCCAACCAUGAAAAGACACUGAAAGAGUGUUCCAGCUUAUCCAAUGAACAAGAUGUUUCCAGGUCAAGGUCUGGUUCAAGAGAGCCCGAGACUGGCCCAGAUGGGUCCGAUUGUUCGGAGGGCUCGGCUGAAGAAGAGGAGUCUUCCUCUCCAGUUAAAACAGCUUCCAAAUGCCAGAGAAGCUCCUCAGGCUCAGCAUCUCCAGGAGUGCAGAAGAAGCAGCUGUCACCAGUGGACCAGAGGAAACUUUCACGCUCCACUUCACCUCGGCGUUCAACAUCCAAGUCUAAAUCCAGGAUAAAGCAUUCUAGGUCCAAGUCUCCAGUCAGAAAAAGAGAAUCCGUAUCUCCAUCUGAGAGGAAGAAGCGACGAUCUAUAUCCCGAAGUUCUGCACGGCGGCGAAGGUCCCGCUCUGCCACGCGGCGAAAGGGUUCAAACUCCAAGUCUAGAGCCAGAACCCGCCGAUCCAAGUCGCCAGCCCGCAAGAGGCGCUCAAGAACUCGUUCACCCAACGCCCGCGGAAGGAGGAGGUCCAAGUCCACAGACAGAAGCAAGCGAUCAAAGAGCCGCUCCCCAGGCCGAAGGAAAAGGUCUCGGUCAGGAGACAGAGGCAGGCGGUCAAGAUCGCGUUCUACCGAUCGCAGACGCAGGUCUAGGUCGAGGGGUCGAGGGAGACGCCCGGUAUUUCGCAGUCGUUCAUUUGAUAGACGGGAUAGGUGGAAAAGGGAACCAAGCCACUCUCCGGUGCUCAUCCUCCGCAAACAGCGUCGCUCAGGGUCCCGGACAAGGCGCAGCGCAAGCAAGACUCCUCCACGGCUCACUGAACUGGACAAGGAUCAGCUGCUGGAGAUAGCCAAAGCAAAUGCUGCUGCCAUGUGUGCUAAGGCAGGGGUGCCCAUUCCCGAGAGUCUUCGUCCGAAAGCCAUCCUCCAGCUCCCUUUACCCACUCCAUCUCCUGCCCCCCUCUCCUUACCCCUGCCCUUACCUCUCCCAAUGGGCAUGGGGAUGCCCAACAUGCCGAAUAUGCCCAACAUGGGUCCAAUGGGUCUGCCCAAUAUGGGAAUGCCCAAUAUGUCCAACAUCACCAUGAGUGCUGCUAUGGCAAGCAUGACAGCAGCUACAAUGACGGCUGCAUUGACCAACAUGGGGGCCCUGGCUGCCAUGCCUCCUCUAGCCCCACUUCCUACCAUCACCAACAAGCCUCCCCCAAGCCUUGCCCCCCCAGCACCAACCCUUAACCUGGACCACAUCGAGGAAGCCAAGAGGAAGGUUACUCACCAAGCUAACAUACACACCAUCAAGGAGCUAACUGAGAAGUGCAAGAUGAUUGCAAAUAGCAAGGAGGAGAUGGCCAUUGCUAAACCCCACGUCUCAGAUGAUGAAAGCUAAGACCUUAAAGCUCUCACGGUGGACCUUCCUUCCCAGAGUUCCCAUGGCAGCCAGAUGAGAUGACUGAGCCGCAUAAAUCGCCAAGAAGUUCACCCAAGUUGUCACAUUUAAAAUGUAGGAGCACCCAUACCAGCCACUGCCCCUCUAAGCUCCCCAGUGUGUUUCUGUUUGUGUGAGAAAGAAACAGUCACCCAUGAAACCACUGACGAACUGGACACGUGUGUACAGUUGUCUGACUGUACGUCAUGAAUAGUGAGCGAAGAAGUGUGUGUGUGUGAAUGUUGAAUGAGUGUGUAUACAUAGUGACUUUCACCUAAAACUCCUCAAUGUUCCUGCUCAUUUAAGCAGACACUGUUGUAAUGACUGAAGAGGAAACAAACCAAACUAACAAGUGGCGCAAGUUUUUUUUGUAAAAGAUUAGUUUCUCUAAGUUUGUUUAACUUCAACUCUCCCUCUCUUAAAGGACUGUGUUAAGUGGAGAAUGUCUCCCUGUUCUGCUGUAUCCCCUCAGUUCAAUUUAUUCCCUAGUUUUAUAAACAAAUAAUGCAACGUUUUGCUAGAUCCUCACAUGUGAUUUGUUUUCUCCGUCCUGGAGCUGCAGUUCAAGGUUGUGACCACAAGUGGUAAAUCUUAGAACAGGGUGACGGAUUAGGAGUUAAGAAAGGAACUGAAUUUAUUGGCUAAAAGAAAAAGAGAAUCACUUUUAUUCACAAAAUAUCAUUCAUUCGGUAAGUACAGCCCUGGGUGUGAUUUUCUCCCCCUCUCUUUUAAUAACACAGGCUCAUCAACGAAUAAACUGGAGUUUGAUUUGAUUAAUUGGGUUACUUUUCCAAAUUGGAAACAUGUUUGCUGUUGAUUGAAAUGGACAUCUCACCAGCCUCGGUUUUUAAAAUCUAUCUUCACAUGCAGUGUUUUUUCUAUUAAAAAAAUAAAACAAAUCCACACAUUGUGAAAACAAAAAAACAAAUACAAAACUUGCUGCUUAUUGUCACGAUGGAAUUUUACAACAAAUCUGUGCAAACAUGUUAAAGGAUGGCCUCUAGGUUUGAAGGAAAGCUGUUUUUUUCCCGUCUCGGAGGAUCCUUGAUAUUUAAAGUUUGCCAGCAGAACAGAACCUUCCAUACUCGAUAAAUCCACAUUUGCGAUUAAUCAGUGGACUGGAUCUUCAACAACUGACUAAAGCUAAUUUUCCUGCUAAGAUUUAGGAGGAAGAAAUGCAACUUUUCUUAAAUGUCUACCUUUAAAUUGAGGUCACAGUUCCUUAAAUGGAAUGUGUGAUUGAACCCUUUAAAAGCAACCAACAUUUUUAAAUAGUCUUGGCUUUUGCCUUUCUUUUUUGCUGUUUUGCAUAAUUAAAUAUCACUUUUUUUUUCUUUGGAGGCCCUCAUGCCACCAUGUACCUUCAGAUGGUGCUUAAUGACUUUGAGUGAUUAGUUAAUGUAAGAAGUUUAAUAUUUUCCUUGUGUGCCAUUGAUUUUUUGUGUAUUAGACAAUCAGGGUCUGUGUCUCGAGAAGCUUUUUUAAAAUUUGUUGGAUAAACAGCUAUUCCCUUAGGAUAUCUGAAUAUGUUGCAGGAGCAUAUUAGAGAGACAAAUAGAGAAUUGUUCUGGUUCACUAAAUGUGUAACUAAACAAUGUCAAACCCAACAAGUCUUCUUUGAUUUAAACUCCACACUUAGGUAAAUCUUUGGUUUCUUAGCAUUGACAGGUUUAAGCCGGAUACUUUCCCACUAUAUAGGAAAGAUCAAGGAUGAAAUCGGAGCUUUUUGGAAAACUAGCCGUGAAGAGUUGCUAUUUUUGUUUUUUCCUGGAUCAACCCCUCUAUGUUGACCCCCUCACACCCAGGGCUGUGCAACUGUGGGAGAAAUCUGUAAGGUUUUAUCAAAUUGUAACCAUACUGACUUGGUUCCAUACCGGUAAGUCUUGGAACUGUUAAUUGAUCCCCUGACAUGGUCUUUAGCUAUUUUAACGACAGAAAAACAAGACAUUUUAGGAUCUGUUGUUUUGGUAAUUUGAGUAUGACAUCGCUUGCUUUGUACAUAAAUGUGUUGAUGAUUAUUAAACCUCAAUGAUCUGUA